Messenger RNA from Alnus glutinosa, 617 nucleotides. Its product is annotated as abscisic stress-ripening protein 1-like. The record is from RefSeq and is a predicted model, not a curated record. Lineage: Eukaryota; Viridiplantae; Streptophyta; Magnoliopsida; Fagales; Betulaceae. The transcript has 2 exons. The coding region runs from base 86 to 427 and encodes 113 amino acids.
ACCCAUUAACAAUUCCUUUCUCAUUGACAUUUGGUAGAAUAAUUCCUGCAUCUCUCUCAACUCAUAUUCAUACUCUACGACAACCAUGGCAGAACAACACCACCACCUCUUCCACCACAACAAAGAUGGAGAAAGUUCUGUAGAUGGAGAAAACCCUGUUGAUUAUAAGGAGGAGGAGAAGCACAACAAGCAUCUCGAGGAGCUAGGCGGGCUUGGUGGUGCUACUGCUGGAACUUAUGCCUUGCAUGAGAAGCAUGAGGCAAAGAAAGACCCAGAGCAGGCCCACAAGCACAAGGUAGAAGAGGAGAUCGCAGCAGCAGCUGGAGUAGGGGACGGUGGCUAUGCGUUCCAUGAGCAUCAUGAGAAGAAAGAGGCAAAGAAAGAAGAUGAAGAGGCAAACGGAAAGAAGGACCACCAUCUCUUUUAAGUGUUAAUUUGCUCUUUUAUAUUAAUUAAGUCAUGUCAUGUUAUUGAUCAUCACCAGUAAACGACUACGUACCCCGAAUAAUGUUACGAUGAUGAUGUUCACUUUUAUAUUAAUGUAAGCUUCUUUCAAGUUUGAACUCUAGCUUCCUUUUUGCAUGUAUUUAAUUUGAAUGAAUUUUAAGGCUCGAUAA